Molecule: messenger RNA, 1498 nt
Organism: Mastomys coucha (southern multimammate mouse)
Lineage: Eukaryota; Metazoa; Chordata; Mammalia; Rodentia; Muridae
Gene: Rnaseh1
Product: ribonuclease H1
Exons: 8
Coding region: 73-939 (288 amino acids)
Biological process (GO): DNA replication, removal of RNA primer
Molecular function (GO): nucleic acid binding; RNA-DNA hybrid ribonuclease activity; magnesium ion binding
Source: RefSeq, a predicted model, not a curated record
GACGUCACCUUCCUGAGCCGGAAGUGUGUCGGCUCGCUGGCAGCAAUGUGGGAUGCCGCGCUGGCGUGAGUGAUGCUCUGGCUGCUACCCCUGGCCCGCUCAGUAACACAGACGGUGGUGCGCGCGAGGCGAAGUGUUUGUGGGCUCGGGAUGUUCUAUGCGGUGAGGAGAGGCCGCAAAACCGGAGUCUUCCUGAGUUGGAGUGAGUGCAGAGCACAGGUGGACCGCUUUCCUGCUGCCAGGUUUAAGAAAUUUGCCACAGAAGAUGAGGCCUGGGCCUUUGUCAGGAACUCUUCAAGCCCGGAUAGUUCAAAAGGGCAGGAAAGUGCACAUGAGAAGAAGUUCCAGGUGAAGACCAGCAAGCGGCCUCGGGAGCCUCUGGGUGAUGGGGAAGAAGCUCCAGAGCCAGGCUCGAAGCACACAAGACAGGACACGGAGCCAGCUGCUGUCCUGAGCAAGGACACAUUUUCCUAUAUGGGAGAGUCAGUCGUUGUCUACACGGAUGGCUGUUGCUCCAGUAAUGGGCGGAAGCGGGCUCGAGCAGGAAUCGGUGUUUACUGGGGGCCAGGCCACCCCUUAAAUGUAGGUGUAAGGCUUCCUGGGCGACAGACAAACCAGAGGGCUGAGAUCCAUGCAGCCUGCAAAGCCAUCACACAAGCCAAGGCUCAGAACAUCAGCAAGCUUGUCCUAUACACAGACAGCAUGUUCACCAUCAAUGGGAUAACUAACUGGGUUCAGGGCUGGAAGAAGAAUGGCUGGAGAACGAGUACCGGGAAAGAUGUAAUCAACAAGGAGGACUUCAUGGAGCUGGAUGAGCUCACCCAGGGCAUGGACAUCCAGUGGAUGCACAUUCCUGGUCAUUCGGGAUUUGUGGGCAACGAAGAAGCUGACAGACUGGCAAGGGAAGGAGCAAAACAGUCUGAGGACAGAGCAGGGUAGUUGCUGCAACUCUGACCAGAGGCAGUGGCCGGUUCUUUACGCUGUUCACUGAGAGGUGCCUGGAGGCACAGUGUGACCUGUGACACAGCUUGAUGAGAAGUGCUUAAAUAAUGGAAGUGUUGAGUCCCACUUCUGUGAGAUUUCAGAGUUUGUGCCUUUUGGGUCAGUCCCAAAAUGCUCCAGCUGGAUUUUAGUAGGAGUCAGUGAGACACCAGUCAGUACAUGUGGCCUAAAAGUUCCAUAAGGUUUAUUUGCCUUCCAGUUUGCACAGGGCAAGACUCUUGCCCUGGCAGCUGCCCUGUGCCUCUGUGCAUCAGAGAUGAUGUGGCCAUGUGGGACCUGAGGCUGCCUUGGGUGGGCAGAGCCUAGAUAAGGAGACCUUUACUCCUGGAUCAUCUUGAAGGAACAGCUGAGACCUUUAAGAAUCAAGAUGCAUAAAUAUAUUGCUAAUAGAUUUCUUUGCCUAUUUUUUUUAUUAAAAAUACUAUGUAAAUACAAAACAUGUUUGAAAUUAUGCUUAUUUAUUUUUUAUAAUAAAAGUUAUAGGAAUGACACAAAA